Molecule: messenger RNA, 1296 nt
Organism: Egretta garzetta (little egret)
Lineage: Eukaryota; Metazoa; Chordata; Aves; Pelecaniformes; Ardeidae
Gene: RASGEF1C
Product: RasGEF domain family member 1C
Exons: 12
Coding region: 1-1296 (431 amino acids)
Biological process (GO): positive regulation of GTPase activity; Ras protein signal transduction
Cellular component (GO): plasma membrane
Molecular function (GO): guanyl-nucleotide exchange factor activity
Source: RefSeq, a predicted model, not a curated record
AUGCCCCAGACGCUGAGCUCCACCACUAUGUUCACCCCAUGUGGCUUCAGCCCUCAUCUACAUACUUCAAAAGAAGAUGAACAAGGCGGACUGAUCUUCCAGGAUGGAAACCUUACCUCAGCAUCUCUGGAUGCUCUAAUCCAGCAUCUCAUACCUACCACUGAUUACUACCCUGAAGCACGGAUCAGAAAGUUUGGACCCAAAAUCUUACAGUUGCUGACAGAGUGGACAGAGACCUUCCCGUAUGACUUUCAGGAAGAGCGGAUGAUUGGCCACCUGAAAGACAUGAUUCACAGGAUAGCCCCGUGUGAUGAGGCCUACUGGAAAAAGAUGAAUCAGCUUCUACAAACCCUGAAUCAGAAGCUUGCAACCCUCAGCCACGGGCAAGAAGGGAUUGUCAAGAUCAGCGCUGCUGUCUCUGAUAAGCUGGUUGCCUUUAAAAGCAAACCUCCAUCGAUUCAGCGAGAAAUCCUGAGCGUCUGCAGUGACCCUUACACUCUGGCUCAGCAGCUGACACAUGUGGAGCUGGAGAGGCUAAGUCACAUUGGACCUGAGGAGUUUGUGCAGGCAUUUGUACAUAAAGACCCUCUGGAUGGCACCAAGAGUUGUUUCGGUGAGCAGAAGAAGACGAGCAACCUGGAGGCCUACGUGAAAUGGUUCAACCGGCUCUGCUAUCUCGUGGCAACAGAAAUCUGCAUGCCUGCAAAAAAGAAGCAGCGAGCACAAGUCAUCGAGUUCUUCAUUGACGUUGCCCGGGAGUGCUUUAACAUAGGGAAUUUUAAUUCGCUGAUGGCAAUCAUUUCUGGAAUGAACAUGAGUCCAGUUUCCAGGCUAAAGAAGACUUGGUCAAAAGUGAAAACAGCCAAAUUUUUCAUUCUUGAGCACCAGAUGGACCCUACUGGUAACUUCUAUAACUACAGAACAGCAUUGCGGGGGGCUGCUCACAGAUCACUCACCGCACACAGCAACAGGGAGAAGAUUGUGAUCCCCUUCUUCAGUCUGUUGAUCAAAGACAUUUAUUUUUUGAACGAAGGAUGUGCUAAUCGCCUUCCGAAUGGACACGUCAACUUUGAAAAAUUUCUGGAACUGGCUAAGCAAGUGGGAGAAUUUAUAACGUGGAAGCAGGUGGAAUGUCCCUUCGAACAAGACCCGAACAUCAUCCACUACUUGCACACUGCUCCCAUUUUCACCGAGGAUGGUUUGUACCUGGCUUCCUAUGAAAGUGAAAGUCCAGAAAACCAGACGGAAAAAGACAGGUGGAAAUCCUUAAGAUCCACUAUUUUGGGAAAGACUUGA